Molecule: messenger RNA, 372 nt
Organism: Thecamonas trahens ATCC 50062
Lineage: Eukaryota; Apusomonadida; Apusomonadidae
Exons: 2
Coding region: 1-372 (123 amino acids)
Biological process (GO): purine nucleobase metabolic process
Source: RefSeq, a predicted model, not a curated record
AUGAUUGACGCUGUCUCAGUCUGCACCUCGGUCUCGGUCUGCACCUCGGUCUCGGUCUCGGUCUCGGUCUCGGUCUCGGUCUCGGUCUCGGUCUCGGUCUCGGUCUCGGUCUCGUCUCACUUGGCUCGGGUCCGAGUCAAUCAAGAGUCACUCAACUCUACCACACUACAUACUAUGGCCGACACCAUUACGCUCUCGUCGCAUGCUGUGUACCGGAUCACCUUUGCUACCGGCGAGUACUAUGCCAAGGAAGACAAGCCAUGCUUCUAUCCGGUUGUUACCAUUCUCUUUGACGCCUCGGUCGAGUCUGGCCACUAUCAUGUCCCGUGCAUCCUCUCCUCGCACGGCUACUCGACGUACCGCGGCUCGUAA